AUGUGUUGUUGGUGGCUCUUGCGAGCCACGCUCUUGCCGACGUCGCCGCCGGGAAUCGUCACCGCACCGCCGGCAUUCCCUCCCCCGUUCUCUCUGGCCACCUGUCUAACCCCCUCACGCUUUGUUCCCUCGCUGCCCAUGACGGCGAGGGCCCCGGCCGCUUCGUUCAACGAGGGGGAGAGAGGCUUGUGGGUUGGUUGA
Messenger RNA from Podospora bellae-mahoneyi, 201 nucleotides. RefSeq lists its product as uncharacterized. The transcript has a single exon. The record is from RefSeq and is a predicted model, not a curated record. Bases 1 to 201 code for a protein of 66 amino acids. Lineage: Eukaryota; Fungi; Ascomycota; Sordariomycetes; Sordariales; Podosporaceae.